AUACAUUAAUUCUUCUACAUAUUAAAAAUUAAUUAACAUGGCCUCAUUUAAGCAAGCUUUUCUCUUCAUUUCUCUCUUUGUUGCAAUUUCAGUUUAUCUCUCUUGGGAUCCAAGUAAAAUGCAAGUGAUGGCACUACGAGACUUACCUGGUGAUUUUGAAGAGAUAAAAGGAAAAUUAUUUCAAAUUGAUGAUAUUACGACUUGUGGGCAUCGUUGCAAGGGUCGUAGUGAUUGCAAAGAAGGUUUUAUUUGUUCAACUUGUCUUAAAAUUGGAAAGGUUUCUUAUUGCGUAUAAUAUAAGCACACUUUUACUGGUGAAAUAUCCUUUUGGAGCAGAAAAUAUUAUUGUGUCCAAUGAAUGAGCUAUUAAUUGUGUAUUAUGUCUUCGUGUUUAUUCAAGCAUUUUAAAUAAUGUUGUGUUCACGAAGUUUGCGUAAUAAAAUAAAUAUGUAACCCUUUGUAAUA
Solanum pennellii is the source of this 465-nucleotide messenger RNA. Its product is annotated as fruit-specific protein-like. NCBI's taxonomy places the organism in Eukaryota, Viridiplantae, Streptophyta, Magnoliopsida, Solanales, Solanaceae. The transcript has 2 exons. The coding region runs from base 38 to 295 and encodes 85 amino acids. The record is from RefSeq and is a predicted model, not a curated record.